Messenger RNA from Triticum dicoccoides, 972 nucleotides. Its product is annotated as dolabradiene monooxygenase-like. The record is from RefSeq and is a predicted model, not a curated record. NCBI's taxonomy places the organism in Eukaryota, Viridiplantae, Streptophyta, Magnoliopsida, Poales, Poaceae. The coding region runs from base 10 to 972 and encodes 320 amino acids. The transcript is spliced from 3 exons. Gene Ontology annotation, molecular function: monooxygenase activity; oxidoreductase activity, acting on paired donors, with incorporation or reduction of molecular oxygen; heme binding.
AGCUAGAGCAUGCAAAUAAUGGAGGUCGUCUACCUCGUCUUAGCUCUCUUGUCAUUGUGCAUUGUUCUUCUCUCCAGGCGCUUCCGCAGGCGCUCCACAGCGAACGAGCCUCCCGGGCCGUGGCAGCUGCCGGUGAUCGGCAGCCUGCACCACCUCGCCGGUCAGCUCCCCCACCACGCCAUGCGUGACCUAGCGCAGCGCCACGGGCCGGUGAUGCUCCUCCGGCUCGGGGACGUGCCGACGCUGGUGGUGUCGUCCCCAGAGGGUGCCCUUGAGGUCAUGAAGACGCACGACCUGGCGUUCGCGACGCGGCCCCUGCGUGCCACAGCAAGCGUGCUCACCAACGGCGGCCGGGACAUCGUUUUCGCGCCGUACGGCGACUACUGGCGCCAGCUUCGGAAGAUAGCCGUCAUGGAGCUCCUAUCGGCACGGCGUGUCCUGUCCUUCCGCGCCAUCCGCGAAGAGGAGGUCGCCGUCAUGCUCCGAGACGUCGCCGAGGCGGCGGCGGCCACGCGACCCGUGGAGAUGCGCCCUCUCCUCUCGGCCCUCGUCUCUGACAUAACGGUCCGCGCCGUCAUGGGUGACCGCCGGUUCAAGGAGCGCGCCGUGUUCCUCAGCACACUCGACCGCUCCAUGAAGCUCGUAGCGGGCUUCAACCCACCGGACCUGUGGCCGUCAUCCCGGCUCGCUAGCUGGCUCAGCGGGGCCAUGCGCCGCGCCAAGGAGUGCCACGACACCGGGCAUGACAUCCUCGACACCAUCAUCCGGGAGCGACUCGAGAGGCGGAGGAUGGAAGGUGCCGGAAACCAAGACCAGAAGGACGAGCACUUGCUCGACGUGCUGCUAAGCAUGCAGGAGGAGGGCAGACUCGACAUGGACGCCGUCAAAUACGUCAUCUUUGAGGUUGUUGAACCGGAAAUUCCAACCGACCCUAUUGUCGAGAUGUUAAAUUUUCCAGACUGCCCAAAAUAA